AUGGCUUAUGCUCAGUGGGUUUACAUCCUCCUGCAGACGCAGUCGGCGAUGAGCCAGAACCAAAUCACGGUUCAAAACGUGUACCUCCAUUGGGGCAAGUUUUUUGCAUACGACAACAAGGACAGGGAGAUUUCGGUCGAACAAGUCCAGAAGACUUCCAUCAAGCCUGGUAACCAGGCCGGAUUUGCUGCCUGUGGCCGGUCCGAUGCCUCCUCUGGCACCGAGGGCAGCUUUGAGCUUUGGGACGGCGAGACCAAAAUCUGCAAGGUGUACUGGGACUGCCCCUGGGGUUCCAAGACCAAGACCUUCACCGUUUCCGAGCUCAAUGACGACUAUGCCGUUGAGGCAAGGGGCGCCAACCUGGACAGUGUCGCUCUUGGAAAUGUCACCAUGAGGAUCAACAAAUGGAUCUAA
Molecule: messenger RNA, 414 nt
Organism: Emericellopsis cladophorae
Lineage: Eukaryota; Fungi; Ascomycota; Sordariomycetes; Hypocreales; Bionectriaceae
Exons: 2
Coding region: 1-414 (137 amino acids)
Biological process (GO): symbiont-mediated hemolysis of host erythrocyte
Source: RefSeq, a predicted model, not a curated record